UGGGGUGUGAGCGUUGCUGGUCCAUCGGAGAUAAGAGAGCGCGUGCGUUUCGGUUCCUGCGGCAACAUCGCGCACCCACUUCCACACGCAUUUCCGGACGCGUUAUUUUCUUUUUCUCGCAAUCACGUUGCAUUCCCAGCCAGUCGAUCGUUCUGUCGCAGCGCGCGUUUCAUGUCGCGACGCGCCGUUAUCGAGCGAUAUCUCGCGAGUGCACGUGUGUGAUGGAUGUCAAGGAGUAGGCGUCGUCCGUGUUAAAUGCCGAAAUCAAACGUAACAUGUCAUCCUGCGGAACGACCACGGUUCGCGGAAUCGUAGUGUAUACAUAUAACGUAUACGCUGACGGAGAAACGAAACGCAACGCAACGAGGAUAGAAUCGGCGUUACCGUUCAGGGUGCGCUAAAUAAUUGAUUUCUUAGGAGAAGUAAGUACUUACGAGCAUCUUGCCUGCUCACGGCAAGAUCUCCUCGCGCAAAUCCGAUGAAGCUAGAAUUAGAGAUGUUGCCUUCGAGUAUGGUCGAGGUGCAAGUCGGGAGUUCGUCGCCGCCGCGAGAGUACGAAACGACGAGCAAGAGUUUCCUCCUGGAGACGAUGCCGGUCGACUUGCAUACCGAAACGAUAGCUUGCCGUUUCUUAGAGGCGGCGGGGGUCGUUGGACGAUGCAACGAGGAAGCAAACGAGACCACCAAAACCAUUCCUGAGAACGACUGCGCUAAAAAGAGAAUCGAAUCAGCUGGUAGCGCCAGACCCGUCAACAAUCGUCCGCGUCACAGUUUUUCCAAGAGUUCCGCGUCCCUGCAAAGCCUGGUAAGGAGAAAAAGUCGAAAACCCGGUGCGUCCUCGUUACCCUUGGAAGCGGAAUUCUCCUCGUACUCGUCGCAUCCCGGCUGCCUCAUCGAUACGCCCAAGGAAAACAUCGUCACUUUCCGCGACGACGAGGAAACGUGCACGACGACGCGUACCUCCACGCUUAUUUACGCGUCUAACGCGCAACCUUCGUCCAGAGGAGGUAGCAACGUUCAGGACAUCUCCUCGACAACGAACCUCGCGAAUGUCGCGACCGCCACCACCACCACCACCACCACCACCACCACCACCACCACCACCAGCACGAGUAACGUUACUUUGUCGGCGAGUGGAAGUCAUUUCGGUAAUACCGCCUCGUCUUUGAUAAGGACGACCAGCGUGAUCACGGCAGGACCGUCUACGUCUUCCUGGAAUAAUUCUACGGAGCAGGAGUCGGAUUACGUGGUUGAUCCGGUUCAGGGAAACGCUUACCACAAAGGACAAUUUCUUGGCAAGGGUGGUUUCGCGAGGGUGUACCUGAUGACCGACGUCAGCAAUGGAAACCAAUACGCCUGUAAAAUAAUUCCAAAAAAUCGAAUGCAAAAAAUUCAUAUGCAAAAGAUCGCACGAGAGAUUAUGAUCCACAAAGAGCUGAAUCAUGUGAAUGUUGUCCAGAUGCAUCACUACUUUGAGGAUAAGCUUAACGUGUACAUGCUUCUGGAAGCCUGUCCUCGAAAGAGUUUGAUGCACGUGCUGAAGUACCGUGGCAAAGUCACGGAACCGGAAGCACGGUAUUACAUGAAACAAAUGGUAACCGGGGUCGCGUAUAUUCACUCUCAGAAAGUUGUUCAUCGAGAUUUGAAGCCAGGAAACAUGUUCCUAUCGGAUCGCAUGAUCGUCAAGAUAGGAGAUUUCGGACUGGCGACGAGACCGGACGGACAGCGCAGACGAGUGACAAUAUGCGGAACACCGAAUUACAUCGCGCCGGAAGUGUUGUAUAAACAAGCGUACAGUUACGAAGCGGAUGUUUGGGCUCUCGGAUGCAUACUUUAUGCGCUGCUGGUGGGCCAGCCACCUUUUGACACCACCACGCUAACGGAAACUUAUGCCAGGAUAUGUAACAAUCAUUACCAACAAGUUGACGACACGAUGGCGAGUCGAAGCGGGCAGAAUCUCAUAAGAUGGCUUCUCCAACCGAAUCCUGAACUGAGACCGUCUUUGGAAAGGGUGAAAGAACACGCUUAUCUCACCAAGGAAUACGUACCAGUUUCCUUACCUCAUACCUGUUGCUACCAAAUGCCACACGCCUCGAUAAUCGAUCCCAUGGCGUCGCCCUCUUCCAACUCCACGGCUUCUAGAAAUCAGAAAUUCAAUAAAAAUCAGGUUUGGCCGAACAUAUUAUCGCAAGAAUUAUCGCAUCGGUACCAGCAACAAACAAUGCAUGUGCAGCAGUCUCAGCAACCGCAACAACAACACCACCAGCAUCAGCAGCAGCAGCAGCAGCAGCAGCAACAACAACAACAACAACAACAACAACAACAACAACAACAACAACAACAACAACAACAACAACAGCAGCAACCGCAACCGCAAUCGCAACCGCAACAGCAACAUCAAAGCAACAGAUCUCGGAAAAGUUUGCGAAAAGGGAUGAAAGUGAUCAGUUGGUUGGCCAAAAAGCUUCCGAAAGUUCCAAAAUUCAGACAACGAUUGAGCAGCGUGCUUUGCCCGGACCACAAAAAGAUGGGAUACGUGGCUCAAAGUGUGCUGAUGCACCGAGCAUUGGAGGCAUGCAUCGCCGAAAUAAAGCAUAAAAACAUGUUAGAAAAUCCACCGUCCGUAGAUGACGUUGUGCCCCUUUUCAUCACAAAGUGGAUCGAUUACUCCAACAAAUACGGCCUAAGUUUUCAACUUUCUGACAAGUCUGUCGGCGUUCUCUUCAAUGACAAUACGAAAAUUAGUUACACACACGACAGAAGAAGGGUGGAGUAUAUGACUACCGAGGACGAAGUAACGAGAUACCAUAGAGAGGACGACGUCCCUGCCGCUCUGCAAAAGAAACUCGAGUUGCUCCAACGUUUCACCCAAUAUAUGGAUAAUUACAUGACCGAAGGUGGUGAAAUUAAGGAAUAUCGAACCGUUUCGAAGCAGCCGAAAAACGUUUGCAUACCGCGAAUGAGAAGAUGGUUGCGAACAGACAAGACUAUCGUGAUGGAAUUGACGGUACCUCUUUUACAAGUGAAUUUCUUCGACGAUCAUACGAAACUGGUAGUUUCGCAAGAAUCGCCUAGCAGAGGAUACUUAAUUACGUACAUCGACACUAGCAGACACACGUCUUCUUACUGGUUGAAUGAUCUCCGGGAUUUCGGCUGUACGACUGAUCUUUACGAACGUUUAUAUUACGUGUGUAAGGUGUCGAAAGAGUUUGCAGAAAUGCAGAAUAAUACGAUCGCUUGACCAUCAAAAACACACAGGAAAGUAGGUACAUAGCUCGUUGAAACCAUGAAGUUCAUCCGGCGCAAGAAUCCGUGUCUUUCGUUCACUGCACCCGUGCAACAGACAAUUUAACGUAUUUCUUUCUUUCCUAUUCUUGACAAAUUAUCCAAGACAAUUUGUUGAAUUUUAUAAUAUAAGAAAGUUAUUACAAACAAUUACCAUUUUAUCGCCUAAAUUAUGUUUAUUUAAUCGUUGAUGAACGAUGAUCGCGUAAUUGCUUCAUUAUGUAUAUUUCGUGGUUUAAGCAAUGCAUAGGCAUUUCAUUUUAUUUACACGAGUAUGUUGGCUGAAUUUUUAUCGAAUUGUUGGAAAAAUCUUCGUUACAAGGAAAUAUUUAUUACGUUUCAUAUUUUUAUUCGAAAGAAUUCUUACGAUAUUAGAAAAACUUUUCGA
Colletes gigas is the source of this 3673-nucleotide messenger RNA. RefSeq names its product serine/threonine-protein kinase PLK1-like. The transcript is spliced from 8 exons. Gene Ontology annotation, biological process: regulation of cytokinesis; protein phosphorylation; mitotic cell cycle. Bases 479 to 3241 code for a protein of 920 amino acids. Gene Ontology annotation, cellular component: nucleus; cytoplasm; centrosome. Gene Ontology annotation, molecular function: protein binding; protein serine/threonine kinase activity; ATP binding. The record is from RefSeq and is a predicted model, not a curated record. NCBI's taxonomy places the organism in Eukaryota, Metazoa, Arthropoda, Insecta, Hymenoptera, Colletidae.